Anastrepha obliqua is the source of this 1406-nucleotide messenger RNA. It is a transcript of the gene Cpr64Aa, whose product is annotated as larval cuticle protein A2B. The transcript is spliced from 3 exons. Bases 27 to 635 code for a protein of 202 amino acids. Lineage: Eukaryota; Metazoa; Arthropoda; Insecta; Diptera; Tephritidae. The record is from RefSeq and is a predicted model, not a curated record. Gene Ontology annotation, cellular component: extracellular matrix.
UUGUCAAACGCUACAGUCAAACAACCAUGGUACAAAAGUUGAUCAUUCUCAGCGCUUUGGUAGCCGCCGCUUCCGCCGUUGCCGUACUGCCAGGACCGGUAUAUCCUGGUCUUGCAGGAAUACAUGGACUUCCCGGGCUGCCCGCAUUGUCUCCACUGCCAGCCCUACCUGCACUGCCAGCCUUGACGAAAAUUGCAGCACCUGUGCUGCCUGCCAUUACCAAGAUUGCGGCACCCCUUGCCGUCGCAAAAGUGGCGGUGCCCGAGCCAUAUGAUCCCAAUCCACAAUACAGUUUCAGCUAUGAUGUUCAUGAUGGUACAACUGGCGAUGUGAAGAAUCAACAGGAAGUACGAAGUGGUGAUGUUGUACAGGGCGCCUACUCUCUAAUUGAACCCGAUGGCACACGACGUAUCGUCGAAUACACCGCCGACCCAGUGCACGGAUUCAACGCAAUCGUUCGCCGUGAACCAAUCGCUGUUAAGGCGGUUGCACCAAUUGCCAAAGUACUCGCCCCAGCACCGCUGUUGCACGCUCCUGUCAUAGCGAAGGCCAUCCCAGCUAUAUCGGCAUUGCCUGCUUUACCCGCUCUACCAGGGCUUGCUCUUCCUGGACCUCUUUCGCCCUACCACGGCUAAGCGAAGGCAAUGAUAAUAGCAUAUCGUCAACAAUUAAGAAAGAAAUUCAUACUUAGUCAAUUCACAUACUAUAAGAAAAUGUGAAAUAUUGCCGUUGCCGACCUCUUGCCGCUGCCAUCGCCCAUGAAUGAAUGACAACAUAAUUAGUCCUCUGCAAGCCAACAAACAAUCAAUCAUUAACCCACAAAGGCAGGUAUUCGAUGCCGUUGCAGUGUAACUGUGCCUCUACAUUUUAAACUCAGUCUACUUAGUUUUGAAGUCGAAAACUAGCCGAUUUCGCCGGAUUGAAGAGUUCAUGUACAGUAGCAGACAAUUCUACUGAAUGCAUAUUAAUAAGUAUCAUCAUUGGAAAUGUAGUAGUAAUUUACACAUACACUCGUACUCACCAAACAACGCACUUCGAAUUUCAACUUCGGCUACUCUCUGUUCUCUAGAGUUUCUAUGCGAAAGGACAAUGACAAUUCACAACACAAACGACAUACGACAAACAACUUACUUCUUACUUAUGUUAUUUCGUUGGCUUGCUGUUUAUCUCUAUAAAUAUUUGUAUAUGUCUUGCAUAUCUCAAUAUUUUAUAACUACACAUUCACGCGCUUUACCAUGCUCUUCAUAUUACUCCUAUAUUCGUUAUUCGUUACAACUCUCGUUUUUUAUUAGUUAUUUUAAGGCUGUUUGACCGCGAUAAAUACCUACAUUACAAUUAUUGUAUGUUAAUACUCAUAUGUAAACCGAAUAAAGUGUAUCAAAGUAUGCAAUUUAAAAAAACACAAA